This is a messenger RNA of Papaver somniferum (opium poppy), 3605 nucleotides long. Its product is annotated as MDIS1-interacting receptor like kinase 2-like. The transcript has 2 exons. The record is from RefSeq and is a predicted model, not a curated record. NCBI's taxonomy places the organism in Eukaryota, Viridiplantae, Streptophyta, Magnoliopsida, Ranunculales, Papaveraceae. Gene Ontology annotation, biological process: protein phosphorylation. The coding region runs from base 1499 to 3088 and encodes 529 amino acids. Gene Ontology annotation, molecular function: protein binding; ATP binding; protein kinase activity.
CCAAAAAUAUUGUUACAACUAAUAUUGGUUUUGUUUUUGGUUUCACUGUACAAUGUUGGUGUUUUUUCUUUUGAUUCAUCGUCUUCAUUAAUUCAUCGAAAACACUUGAAUCCAGUAGGAGAAGAAAUAGAGUCUCUUUUGAAAUGGAAGUCAACCCUUGGUAACCAAACUCAGUCUUUCCUCCGUUCUUGGAGGAGAAGUUCCACUGCCAAUACAACAAAUCCAUGUAAAUGGCGCGGUCUCUCUUGUAACAAUCAAGGAAGUGUCACUGUAUUGAAUUUGACUAGUUCAAAUUUACAAGGUACGCUUCAGAAUUUAAACUUAUCAUCUUUCGCCCACUGCGUUCAUCUUGAUUUGAGCGACAACCAACUCUUCGGGUCCAUCCCAUCUCAGAUUGGUAACCUUACAAAACUUACCUACCUUAAUCUUUCUAUGAAUAUAUUUUCUGAACAUAUUCCAGAAGAAAUUAGAUUUCUCACAAGUCUGAGUUUGUUAGACAUUUCUGGAAAUCAAAUUAGUGGCUCAAUCCCUACUUCUAUAUCUAAUCUGAGCAAACUACACUUUUUAUACCUUUACCGAAACCAACUUUCUGGAGACAUCCCUCAGGAUAUCGGAAAGUUAAGGUCCCUUACUGAUUUUUCAUUGUCCACAAACAAUCUUACAGGUCUAAUCCCCGUAUCUUUAUGUAAUAUGAGCAACCUAAACAACCUGUAUCUGUUUGAAAAUAAACUAUCUGGUCACAUUCCUCCCGAAAUCCGAAGAUUAACAUCUCUUACCAAACUUGAAUUGUCUACAAACAAUCUGGUUGGUCCAAUCCCUACUUCGAUAUGUAACCUUCGCAACUUAAAAUUUUUGUAUCUUUUUCAAAAUCAACUAUCUGGUACCAUUCCUCAAGAAAUCGGAAAGUUAACGUCUCUUACAGACCUUGUAUUGUCUACAAACAAUCUGGUUGGUCCAAUCCCUACUUCUAUAUGUAACCUCAACAACCUAGAAACUCUAGACCUUCAUAUAAAUAAACUUUCUGGUCAAAUUCCUUGGGAAAUCGGAAGAUUAACAUCUCUUGCUGGCCUUGAAUUGUCUAUAAACAAUCUGGUUGGUCAAAUCCCUACUUCGAUAUGUAACCUUAGCAUCCUAAGCAUUCUGCACCUUGUUGAAAAUAAAUUAUCUGGUCGAAUUCCUCGGGAAAUCGGAAGAUUAACAUCUCUUACCAAACUUGUAUUGUCUACAAACAAUCUGGUUGGUCCAAUCCCUACUUCUUUAUGUAAUAUUAGGAACCUAAAAAGAUUAGGCCUCUCAACUUUCUGGAACCAUUCCUCAAGAAAUCGGAGAACUAAGUUCUAUUACAGACUUAGAUUUGUCGGCAAACUUUCUCACUGGUCCAAUCCCUUCUUCUAUAUGCAAUCUUAGGAACCUUAAUGUUUUGGACCUUCACCAAAAUCAACUCUCUGGUGCCAUUCCUCGUGACAUUGGAAGACUAAGAUCUCUUGUUCAAUUUAUUAUGCAUACAAACAAUCUCAAUGGUGAUAUCCCCACCUGUUUAUGCAAUUUGAGCGAUGGAAUGUUACCCACCCUGCAAUACCUCUAUCUAUUCGGGAAUCAGCUUACUGGACCAAUACCCAAACAACUUGGAGAAUGUUCAAAUUUGCUCGAAUUGGAUUUGGGUAGAAACCGUUUGAACGGAAGCAUUCCAGUUGGGAUUGGAAAUUUGAUUUCGUUACAAAUCGAAUUGGAUCUCAGUCAUAAUGAGUUGAGUGGAGAAAUACCAUCAGAUUUUGGAAAACUAAACAAACUGGAAAAACUAAAUUUGUCCCACAACAAGCUUUCAGGUCCGAUUCCUUCUUCAUUUGUUGAAAUGCUUAGCUUGACCAGUGUCGAUAUUUCAUACAAUGAAUUGAUUGGUCCUAUUCCAAACAUCAAGGCCUUUAAUGAUGCUCCCUUCAAUGCAUUGAAGAACAACAGUUGCUUAUGUGGUAAUCACUUUGGAGGUUUUAAGCCAUGUAAAUCGUCCGUUAUCAACAGAAGAAAUAAAGCCAAACCAAGACUUGUUGUGAUGAUUCUAGUUCCUCUGUUUGGUUCCUUGUUUCUUUUGUUCACAUUUUUUGCUAUCUAUUUUUGCUUGCGAAAAAGAUUAGUCAUAAGAAAUCUCGAGCAGGCAGAUCAACCAACAACUGUAAACACAAAAAGAAACAUAUUCUCGGUAGAGAAUUAUGAUGGGAAGCUGGUGUUUGAAGAAAUAAUUGAAGCAACGGAAAACUUUGAUACCAAAUAUUGCAUUGGGGCGGGAGGAUAUGGGAGCGUCUUCAAGGCGAAGCUAUCGACAGGUCAGGUUGUUGCUGUGAAGAAGCUUCACUCGUCAGAUGAAGAUUCCGAAACACUUGAUCUUAAAUCUUUUGAAAGCGAAGUUCAAGCAUUGACUGAAAUCCGGCAUAAGAACAUUGUAAAACUCUUUGGUUUCUGCUCCAGCAUAGAGCGACAAAUCUCAUUCUUGAUUUAUGAGUUUGUAGAGAGGGGGAGUUUGAAAAAGAUUUUAUGCGAUGCGGAACAGGCGGUAGAGUUCGAUUGGAUAAAGAGGCUAAGAUUCAUCAAGGGAACAGCUGACGCGCUUGCUUACAUGCACCAUGAUUGCAUUCCAGCAAUAGUUCAUAGGGACAUAUCUAGCAACAAUGUCUUAUUGGAUUUCGAAUAUGAAGCUCGUGUUUCCGAUUUUGGUACCGCAAGGAUUUUGAAGCCAGACUCAUCCAAUUGGACAUCAGUUGCAGGCACAUACGGAUAUGUUGCUCCAGAACUUGCCUAUACAAUGAAGGUAACCGAGAAAUGUGAUGUUUAUAGCUUUGGAGUACUUCUGCUGGAAGUACUACACGGUAGACACCCAUCUGAGAUUAUCACACUACUCUCUCUUGAGCUCCUUCAAACGUCGUCUUCAACUUCGAAUGGUCUGGUAAAAAAUACAAUGCUGAAAGACAUCUUAGACGAGUGCCUUGAAGCACCAACGGAUGCCGUGAAGAAAGAGAUAAUGCACUUUGUAAAGGUUGGUCUCUCGUGCUUACGUGGUGAUCCACACACUCGUCAAACAAUGCAAGAAGCAUAGGUGGAGUUAUCACCAACGGAUUUGCAAUUAUAGUUGCUUAUGUUGAUGAUAUGAACAUAAUAGGCACUCUUGAUGAAAUGAGAGAAACCACUAGCUAUCUGAAAUCUGAGUUUGAGAUUAAAGAUCUCGGGAAAACUCGGUUUUGUCUAGGAAUUGAACUAGAACACCGAACCUCUGGAAUAUUAAUCCACCAGUCUACAUAUGUCCAUAAGAUACUCAGGCAAUUUAAUAUGGACACGGUGCACCCCGCUAGCACUCCCAUGAUCGGUCGAAGCUUAGAUGUGAAUAAGGAUCCAUUUCGUCCUAAGCAAGAUGACGAAGAAGUAUUAGGAGCUGAAACUCCUUAACUAAGUGCAAUAGGCGCAUUAUUGUACUUAGCACAAUGUACUCGACCAGACAUUUCAUUCUCAGUGAACUUGUUAGCUAGAUAUAGCUCUGCGCCAACGUAGCGUCAUUGGAAUGGUAUAAAGAAUGUAUUUAGAUACCUUAAAGGAACCAUUGACAUGGGUUUAUUUUA